Messenger RNA from Dermacentor silvarum, 2631 nucleotides. Its product is annotated as endothelin-converting enzyme 1. The record is from RefSeq and is a predicted model, not a curated record. Gene Ontology annotation, biological process: protein processing. The transcript has 9 exons. The coding region runs from base 291 to 2519 and encodes 742 amino acids. Lineage: Eukaryota; Metazoa; Arthropoda; Arachnida; Ixodida; Ixodidae. Gene Ontology annotation, molecular function: metalloendopeptidase activity. Gene Ontology annotation, cellular component: plasma membrane.
UGUAGUGAUGAGACGACAUAUAUACAGUCAUUCUAAUACUGCAUUUAAGUAGUCUUCAAGAAAUAAGAAAGAAUUUGAAUUCGUUCAUUUUGCCGACCGGGCCGGCACCUUUGUCGCGGCCGAAAAGAAGGAAGCGUGAAGAAGCACGCGCGCACGUUGCACGAGCCAAGCAUCCGAGAAGGGCUGUUCGCCCUUGUGCGUUGUGACCUUCCGCUGCGAUCUCUAGAGGAGUGCCUGCCGGUACUUUUUAAAGACCUACUGGUGCAAGCUUUGCGUCUCCAUCGACCACCAUGAUCCUCGAGGGUGUACCCAAGGAACUGCAGCACGGCAUGCCACCCAUUCCGACCGUGACGCUCGGCUACGCAGAGCCACGCUGGAACGUGUACCUGGUAGUGGCCGUCGUCGGGGCAAUGCUUGUCAUCUCGGGGGCAUUUCUGGCGCCCGCAGGACUACGGUUCGUGAUCGGCUGCCAGUCCCCCCAGUGCGGCGACUGGUUCGAGGACCUGGCUAUGUCCAUCAGCCCGCGGCGCAAGCCUUGUGACGACUUCUACGAGUUCGUCUGCGCAAACAGGAACACCACGCAGGGUGCCACCGUGAACGCGUUCCUGAAGCUUCAGAUCCGCGUGGCGCUGUCCUUCUUCAAGCAGCUGCUGCUCGUCGACACCGACGUGCCGGACACCAGCCUGGUCAGCGCGCACGUGAAGACGGCGCGCUUCAUGCAACGCUGCAUGCAGGAGGCCAUGAACGGCGCCGACGACCUGCGCUUUGUGACCAACUUCCUGGCGCAGUACAACCUGUCGUGGCCCCCCGCGCAUGAGCCGGCGGCGCGUGCGGCCCAGGAGGAGCGCUCUGUGGUCGACUUGCUAGUCGAGCUGAGCCUGGUGCGCGGCGUGCACCUGCUGCUGCGCAUUGUGCCCGACGUGUACUUCAAGCGGCGCGGCUACUACUCGCUCCACGUUGAGUUUAACCUGGCCUUCAUGUACGAGUGGGCCGCCGUGCGCAAGCUGCUGCUUGCCUCGGGCCGGCUCGCACCUUUCUUCGAGAUCACCGCUCUGCUCCUCUCUGGGAGGCGCCCUCAUCCUCAGCUGGUGGAGCGCCUGAUGGCGCUGGACAACAUGCUGCUGACGGCGGCGCUCCCGCCGAUGGGCGACCGGCCCAAUAUGACCACCUCGUACGUGCGCUUCGGUGACCUGAGCAACCUGACGAGCCCGUCGUUUCCAGGACAGAUGCUGCUGGACGCCGUCAACCGCGUGCUGCCACCGAGCCGGCGGCUAAGCGAGGACGACGAGCUGGUAGUCACCAACGGCCCUUACCUGCGUGCCAUCGGACAGCUGAUGGGGCCCAGCCCGGCCUCCGAGACGCUGCGCGCAUACGUCAGUCUCAUGCUGGUUCGCUACCUGGCACCGUCGACGUCGUCUCGUCUUGUGAGCAGCCAGCUACCGGUCGAAGGGAACGCGCUGAACGCGGUGCUUUUCCGGCUGGCUCACUGCGUGGCCGACGCCAUACAGCUGGUGCCGUACGUCAUGGGUGACCUGUUCGUUCGCUGGCACCUGGACGAGAAGGAGCUGGACGGCGCCCGAGACAUCGUCGUCCGGGUGCGCAACGCGACGCGCGCCGGCUUCUUGGCGCUGCGCUGGAUCGACGAAGAGACGCGCCGCGGAGCCCUGCGGCGCAUCGACAACCUGGCAUCGCUCGUCGGACACCCCGACAACGUGUCCAGGGUGGACCAGCUCAAUCGACACUACGCGUUUUUGCCGGCCAUGCGGGGCAGCUACGCGCACAUGCUGACCGCGAGCCGGGACGCGGACGCUCGUCGGCUGCUGCGGCGGCUGCGCGCCAGCGACCCCAUCUUCCCGGCCGUGGACGUGGAGCUGCCCAUGAUCCUCGUGAACGCCUUCUACCUGCCCAUCUACCACGUGAUGGUCAUCCCGCCGGCCAUCAUGUUCGCGCCUUUCUACCGACGCGCGCUGCCCGCCGCGCUCAAUUACGGCUCGCUGGGCCACGUCGUGGGUCACGAGAUCACCCACGGCUUCGACCCCGAGCUCAGCCUGUACAACGAGUCCGGCCUGCGCGAGGACUGGUGGACGGCGCGCUCACGCGCCAACUUCGAGCAGCGCGUCAAGUGCCUGCGCCGACUCUACAACGAGGCCCCCUGGUCGCGCGGCGUCAACUACGGAGACACGGCGCUCUCCGAGAACUUCGCCGACUGCGGGGGACUCGACAAGGUGUACCGGUCAUUCAAGUCGCUGGGUCCUCAGCCAUCGCAACGGCUCGGGGACGAGAUCUACACGGCCGACCAGUUGUUCUUCAUCAGCAGCUGCUACAAGUGGUGCACCGUGGAGGGCGCCAUGCGCGGCCGCUCCUCGUCCCCGAGCGACGAGUCCGAGGCCAUCAAGUUCUACUCGCCCAUGCACAUGCGCUGCAACGUACCGCUCAUGAACAUGCCCGAGUUCGCGGAGCACUUCAGCUGCGCGCCGGGCACCGUCAUGAACCCGAGCGCGCGCUGCGAGACCUUCUAGCGACGUGCGCUCCACUUGAAACGUCUCAUAAACGUCGCGGAAUGCCCGCCUCUUGCGUUCUAAACGCUAGACGACUUGAAGCCAGCGUCGUAGGCUAUCAUUUCUAUUUCUG